Trypanosoma rangeli is the source of this 870-nucleotide messenger RNA. Its product is annotated as mitochondrial carrier protein. Gene Ontology annotation, molecular function: ferrous iron transmembrane transporter activity. The record is from RefSeq and is a predicted model, not a curated record. Gene Ontology annotation, cellular component: mitochondrial membrane. The transcript has a single exon. Gene Ontology annotation, biological process: iron import into the mitochondrion. Bases 1 to 870 code for a protein of 289 amino acids. Lineage: Eukaryota; Euglenozoa; Kinetoplastea; Trypanosomatida; Trypanosomatidae.
AUGUCGUCGGCCAACACGUCUCUCGUGUAUGAUGCCGUCAAGAGUGUAGGAGGUCCCUUCUCCCUCCUUCCCGAAGAGAUGAUCGCCGGGGGCGUCGCUGGUUUUGUGGAGCACGCCGCCAUGUUUCCGUUCGACACGAUCAAAACCAGAAUACAGAGCGGGAGCUCGCAUAGCAUUGCGUCUGUCCUUCGUCACGUGUGGCGUAGCGAGCCUCUGGCGCAUCUUUACCGUGGAUUGCUCCCCAUCCUUGUCUCGGCUGUCCCGUCGCACGGGGUAUACUUUGGCACAUACGAGUCGGCGAAACGAAUUUUUGGAGACGAAUCAAACACAUCUAUUAUGCUUGCCUCGAGUUGCGCGGUGGCGGCUCACGACACUAUUGCCACUCCUUUUGAUGUGGUGAAGCAGCGGAUGCAGAUGGACAGGGCGAGGCGAUUUGGGUCUUCGCUGCGGUGCGCGCGGCACGUUCUUGCGGAGGAUGGAACCCGCGUUUUUUUCGUUUCAUUGCCCACAACAAUAUUGAUGAACGUGCCACACUUUGCAACCUACUGGACGGUAUACGAGGGCUUCCUGUCCUUCCUAGGCGGCGGGCGCCGCGACAAGGAGAAUGAGCUCGCAGUGGAGUACGUGGCUGCUGCCCUGCUAGCCGGCACCACGGCGUCAAUAGUUUCUUCCCCGUUGGAUGUGACGAAGACCCACCUGCAGCUGGGGAAAGAAUCCCGCGUUUUGUCGGCGUUUCAAAAUAUUAUUCGAACCCGAGGUGUGCGUGGGUUCCUUGCCGGCGUCUCUGCGAGAAUCAUGCACACUGCCCCCUCAGGCGCACUGACGAUGAUCACGUACGAGAUGACCAAAAGGGCCCUGGAGCGACAUUGA